Molecule: messenger RNA, 2827 nt
Organism: Bombina bombina (fire-bellied toad)
Lineage: Eukaryota; Metazoa; Chordata; Amphibia; Anura; Bombinatoridae
Product: galactoside alpha-(1,2)-fucosyltransferase 2
Exons: 3
Coding region: 286-1344 (352 amino acids)
Biological process (GO): carbohydrate metabolic process
Cellular component (GO): membrane
Molecular function (GO): galactoside 2-alpha-L-fucosyltransferase activity
Source: RefSeq, a predicted model, not a curated record
GAGCCUUACACACAUUUUAGUUUCCUUACCUUACAACUGCCUUUACUGGAACCUAUGCACCUGUUGUCACACCUUAGACAUACUCCUUGUCUCUUCCCACAGAUACACAGACGGUCUAGGAACACAGCGACAUCAGUAGUUACAGAAUGAUCCUCAAAGCUUUAUCACAUUACACCCUUUCUGUGGUCCCUUAAAACUUUUCAGUUAUCCUGUGAGCAAAGAGGCAUUAGUUUCUUUAAAAAAGGAGCGUUAUGAGCUGUUUUGAGAUACACAGAUUUAGAAAAGAUGGAGAUUACCAACAAGAAAAAGAAGAUACUUCUCUUUGCUACCGUCUUCCUAGCCAUCAUAACUUUCUCAGUGCUUUACAAGUUACAAUUGGGCACUCGUUUUUUGUAUUUUCCCUCUAGUAUACCAGUAACCCUUAUCUGCUAUAAUCGGAAUAACCAACCUAACACAGACGUGAGUGAAAUUGAUGCAUCUGAAAAAUGUAAGCAUGACACUGGAAUCUGGACUGUCAGACCUGAUGGGAGGUUGGGUAAUCAGAUGGGCGAAUAUGCAACUUUGUUAGCAUUGGCAAGGGCAAAUGGCCAUCAAGCCUACAUCCUCCAAGACAUGCACAAUUACCUUGCACCUAUAUUUAAGAUCACCCUACCUGUUUUGCAUAAUAAUGUGGCUCAUUCUAUUUCAUGGAAAGAAUACUGGAUACAUGAUUGGAUGUCAGAGGAGUAUAAUCAUAUUGAAGGAAAUUAUGUAAAAAUCACUGGUUAUCCUUGUUCAUGGACCUUCUUCCAUCACCUUCGUGAUGAGAUUAGACGAGAAUUUUCUAUACAUGACUACCUGAAGAACGAAGCUAAUGCCGUGUUACAAAAUAUUAAAGGUGAUCGUAAAAAUGUGACUUUUGUUGGAGUACAUGUCAGAAGGGGUGACUAUGUUAAUGUGAUGCCUAAUGUAUGGAAAGGUGUCAUUGCAGAUAAAGCUUAUUUGGAUAAAGCUAUGAACUAUUUCCGUAACAAGUAUGAGAAUCCAAUUUUUAUAGUGGCCAGCAAUGGGAUGGAUUGGUGCAAGAAAAACAUUGAUAAUUCUAAGGGAGAUGUUUUCUUCUCUGGUGAUGGAAAUGAGUCAACCCCUGGUAAAGACUUUGCUCUCUUGACUAGCUGCAACCAUACCAUUAUGACAAUUGGAACCUUUGGCUUCUGGGCAAGUUAUCUAGUAGGGGGGGAAAGCAUUUACCUCACAAAUUUUACCUUACCAGAAUCAGAAUUUCUGAAAGUUUUUCAUUAUGAUGCAGCUUUUCUGCCCGAAUGGAUCGGGAUUGCUGCAGACCUUUCACCUCUCAGACACUGAAGAUAAAACUUGAACAGCCAAUGCUGCCUCUGUCACUUAAAUAUUAAGGCUAUGAAUGAUUUGACUAUUUAUGAUACUUCUUAUUGUUUUCUAAUUAAAAAUGUUGGUGAAAACUCAAGGUUAACAAGCCAAAAAACUGUAAAACUGCUAUUUAUUUUUUAAAAUUUCAGCUUGUGAGCAGUUGUACACACUGCCCAUUAGUUAGUUUAUGAUAUGUAAAGAGAAAAAAUGCUGUUAUUUUGUAAAGUCUUAUUACCUGCUCAGGUCUGAAGAGAUAAGAUGUUUUUGAUCAUUUAGCACUCGUUAAACCCCAGAUCUCAAAGAAGCGUGAAUUGCCUUUUUAAGAAUGAAAACAUUCUGGCUCUAAUAUGUCUACCUUGUAGGGUUUUGGAGCAGAAAAUGUACAGGGACAGUACAGUCAACAUUAAACUUUCAUGAUUCAUAUAGAACAUACAAUUUUAAACAACUUUCCAAUUUGCUUCUUUUGUCAAAUAAGAUCUGUUCUCUUGGCAUGCUUUGUUAAAGAAUAAAGCUCCAGAGCAGCAAUGAAUUACUAGGAGUUAGCAAUACACAUCAGUUAAGCAAAUGACAAGGGGCAAAUCUGUACAGCAUUGAUACUCCUGAGCCUACCUAUUCUUUUGAACAAAGGAUACCAAGAGGUACAAAGCAAAUUUUAUAACAGAAGUAAAAUGAAAAAUUGUUUACAAUUGCUUUCUCUAUGUGAACCAUGAAAAGUAUAAUUGUGAGUUUACUGUUCCUUUAAUAUAAAACCAAAAACUUACAAUAUUUACUUGUUACUGAUAAUUUGGAAACCACUUGGGAGAUCAAUUAAUCUCUUGGUUUCUCAUUAGUAACCACCACGUUUUGGAAUCAAGCUGUCACUUUAUCCAUGUACAAGAUAUACUUUGUUUUCAAAACAUCUGCAAAUUACCAAACCAAAAACUAAGUUUGGAUAUUCAAACUAUAUGAUCCAAUGUUCCAUUAAUGUGAGAUUUGUAAAGAAUGUUUGUGUUACUGUAUAUAUGCGACAUACAAUGACCAACAAUUAAUUUAACUGGCAGAAUUUGUGCGAGAGCUCACUUUCUAUGCAUAUGCAAAAAGAUGUGUCACUGUACAAUACAGAAUACUUGAUCCUUAGCAGAAACCAAAAAUAUAUUUUCUGUCUCAGGGACUUAUAUGUUUACUUUUCAAUAAAUAUUUCUGCAAAAUAUGAGUCACUUUAAGAUUUGCCAUUGUUGCAAAAAACUUUUUUCUCAAGAUUGUAGCCUAUGAAAUUAAAUGAACGGGUUAUAUUAUUUUAGAUGAUAUUGCUAUUUUUAGAUCAGAUGAAGGCAUUUUGUAAGAUAUAUGACUAUUUUCACUUAAAAAGAAACUUAAAAAGUCGAUCAAUCAGCAAAUGUGCCCUUUUAAAAAUAUGUAUAUUUUUGUAAAUAUAUUUUGUUUGUUUUGUUUUUCUACUGAAAUAAAAUAUACAGAUGUGUUA